Molecule: messenger RNA, 1422 nt
Organism: Pediculus humanus corporis (human body louse)
Lineage: Eukaryota; Metazoa; Arthropoda; Insecta; Psocodea; Pediculidae
Exons: 3
Coding region: 1-1422 (473 amino acids)
Source: RefSeq, a predicted model, not a curated record
AUGCGUGUUGUUGAGGAAUCCGCGUCUAGUACAUCAUGUGCCAUAAUGAACGAAGAAAAAAGUAUAAAUGGGACAGAAACCGAUGAUUGUAAGAGUAAUAAAAGUCAAUCGACUGAGCAAAAUCAUAGCCCCAACAGCGAUUACAGCGAACAGGUAUAUGCGUCCUCCGGAGGAAGACUUAAAUUUUUCAAAGAUGGAAAAUUUAUAUUGGAGCUAUCCCAUAGAAGAGAUGGAGAAAAAAUGUCUUGGAUACCAGUACCAAAGAAAACUUAUUGGCCUCCACCUGUCACAACUUCAAUGGUCACAAAUAGUAUUCGACAAGAAAGCACUACAUCCCUUAGUGUAUCAGAUGAUAAUUCGUCUGUUCAGCUUUCUCCAUGGCAAAGAGAUCACUGUUGGAAACAGAUGUCCCCUAGGAAAGCAGCCAGUCAUGACAUGAGUUUUUUUAUGAUUCCUCUCCCUCGUGCCUUUCACGUCAGGAGAACUAAUAGCUUAACAAUUAAAAGAAAAAGGAGACGUCCUUUUGAUUCAAUUGAAAAAGUGAUAAAUUGGAAAUCGUUGAGUAAUCUGAAUGGUUACCAACAAGCUGUUAAGUUAAAAAAUUGUGCAAUUAAAAAUGGUAGACUCAAUUUAUUGAUUCAACGAUUGUGGGAUUACUGUUUUAAGUCAAGUGAAAGUGCUCAAUCUUUACAAAAACUCAGCCCGAGUAUGUUUUCUCCGAGAAAAAGGAUUUUAAGAGAAUUUGAACGGGUUAGUUUGGUGGGUGGUAAUUUGGACGAUCAGUCUCAGUUAAAUUUAAAAAGGCAGAGAUGUAAAACGAGUUUUGAAAAUGGUCAGUCUCCUCCUACGCAGGGGAAUAGCAAGGGAGUAAGCAGUUACAGCAUCACAUCCCUGUUGGCGGUGAAAGAAGAGUCACAAGAUCAAGAAUCAUCAUCUUUUUUGAGGACUCUUUUGAAAUCACCCAAAGAAGAACCAUCUCCGGAGCCGAGUCCGAAAUCAAGAAGGAAUUCUCCGUCUCAAAGCAUGCAAUCAUCUCCUCCUCUUCCCGUUCCUUCUUCCGGAGAUGCGUCUUUGCGCAACGUUCAGUUUCCGUCCGUUCAAUUCCCAUAUUUACAUUCUCCAUUAUUGUAUCCUCAUUUUCUUCCACAGUCCCCGGCAGCCCAUCACUCUUAUUUCGGCAUGCCCUCCUCUUUUAGAGGUGCUUCUUCUGCUUUGUGGGGAGUGCCGUAUCACCAUCAUCCUCACGUGUCCAGCUCUCUUCCGGGUGGUUCAUAUCACGGUUUGGUAUCACCAUAUCCUACAUCGCAGUAUAGUUAUUGGCCGGGGCAACCUCCAAUUAAUGAAAUUAAAAGAGAGGAUAGUACUUCUGGUAAGAUUUUUUUUCAUUUUACUUUUCAUUGUUUUAUACUUUUCACUUUGUGA